UGCCAGCUUGGUCCGCUAGUCGAGGGCGUGCAAAAUAUACGCGGGUUUUAUUUAUUUUACAAUAAUAGUAUCUAGUUAUAUACAAACAUCUAACAAAUAUGGUGCUGCCAUUCCUACAACGCUCCACGCUACGUGGCGUGCAACAGUUGACCAAGCCCUGGGCCUGCAGUCUUCGUUUGGCCUCAUCCUCGCAGGAAUUUCGUUUGGAGAGCGACACCUUUGGUGAGUUGAAGGUGCCCGCCGAUAAGUACUAUGGCGCCCAGACCAUGCGCUCGCAGAUCAACUUUCCCAUUGGCGGACCCACGGAACGCAUGCCGAAACCCGUUGUGCAGGCCAUGGGCAUCUUGAAGAAGGCCGCCGCCGAGGUUAACAAGGAGUUCGGCCUAGAUGCCAACCUUAGCGAGGCCAUCUCCAAGGCAGCCGAUGAUGUCAUCUCCGGCAAGCUCUACGACGAUCACUUUCCACUCGUCAUCUGGCAGACCGGCUCGGGCACUCAGAGCAAUAUGAACGUUAACGAGGUCAUUAGCAAUCGCGCCAUUGAACUUCUGGGCGGCAAACUGGGCUCGAAGACACCCGUGCAUCCCAACGAUCAUGUAAACAAGUCGCAGAGCUCCAAUGAUACCUUCCCCACCGCCAUACACAUCUCGGUGGCUUUGGAGCUGAACAACAACCUUAAGCCUGCCAUCAAGAUGCUGCACGAUGCGCUCGCCGCCAAGUCUAAUGAGUUCAAGGAUAUUAUUAAAAUCGGUCGCACGCACACCAUGGACGCAGUGCCCCUCACACUGGGCCAGGAGUUCAGCGGCUAUGCUCAGCAGCUGGCCUAUGCGCUGGAGCGCAUUGAUGCCUGCCUGCCACGUGUCUACGAGCUGGCGCUGGGCGGCACUGCUGUCGGCACAGGUCUGAACACACGCAAGGGCUUUGCAGAGAAGUGCGCUGCCAAGAUCGCCCAGCUGACUGGACUGCCCUUCGUGACGGCACCCAACAAGUUCGAAGCGCUGGCCGCACGCGACGCCAUGGUGGAGGUGCAUGGUGUACUUAAUACUAUUGCUGUGAGCCUGAUGAAGAUCGGCAACGACAUACGAUUUUUGGGCUCUGGACCACGUUGCGGCCUGGGUGAGCUCUCACUGCCAGAGAACGAGCCGGGCAGCUCCAUUAUGCCGGGCAAGGUGAAUCCGACGCAGUGCGAAUCGCUUACCAUGUUGGCCGCCCAGGUCAUGGGCAACCAGGUGGCUGUGACCAUUGGUGGCUCCAACGGACACUUUGAACUGAAUGUGUUCAAGCCACUGAUAGUGUCCAAUGUGCUCCGCUCCAUACGCCUGCUUUCUGACGGCAGUCGCACUUUCACGGGCAACUGCGUCAAUGGCAUCCAGGCCAACAAGGAGCGCAUUGCCAAGAUUAUGAACGAGUCGUUGAUGCUGGUAACUGCGCUGAAUCCACACAUUGGCUACGACAAGGCGGCAAAGAUUGCCAAGACAGCGCACAAGAACGGCACCACGCUCAAGGAGGAGGCCAUUAAUCUGGGCUAUCUCACCGAGGAGCAGUUCAAGGAGUGGGUGCGACCGGAACAGAUGCUGGGACCCAAGUAGACCCAAGUAGACCCGAGCACAUCUAGUUAGCCUAUAAGCCAAAAGUCAGCAACAUUUUCCACUUUCACUCGUUUUACACACAGAGGCUUCAGUCUACAAUUCGAGCACGAACGGAACGCGUCUAAAAAUUAAAAAUAAUAAAAUUCAUAUGAAAAUAAAACUUGCAACUCAUUUUCGCUUUGGA
Molecule: messenger RNA, 1770 nt
Organism: Drosophila busckii
Lineage: Eukaryota; Metazoa; Arthropoda; Insecta; Diptera; Drosophilidae
Product: fumarate hydratase, mitochondrial
Exons: 5
Coding region: 99-1586 (495 amino acids)
Biological process (GO): fumarate metabolic process; malate metabolic process; tricarboxylic acid cycle
Cellular component (GO): mitochondrion; tricarboxylic acid cycle heteromeric enzyme complex
Molecular function (GO): fumarate hydratase activity
Source: RefSeq, a predicted model, not a curated record